CAAUUAAUUCAGGACUUUCCUGGAAGUCUUUAACAAAUGCAAAUGAGUAGGACUUUCCCUGGUGAGGCAUUCUCAGAGUCUAGAUUAAUUCCCCAUAAGUAGCCAAAGCUUUGCUCAAAUCAAAUGCCAACCUCUCUGACAAAUUAAUCGUUUGUUUCUGAAGCAAAACAAAUAUGUCUCACAACAUCAUUCAAGUGGUUACUGGAGAAAAUGGCAGAAAGAAAAUGAAAUGUGAGAUAAGUCAAUGCAGCAAGAUUCAAGGCACUGCUAUUGUUUUGAUCAAGAAGAAUGUUUUGAACAUUCUUCAUGAUUUCUUUGAUAAGCUGACGGGUAAAACAGUCUCCCUGCAGCUCAUUAGUGCCAUUAAUUGUGAUCCUGAAGAUGGGCAGAGAGGGAAAAUAGGGCGUCCAGCUUACUUGGAAAAGCGCAAUACUACUAUGUCUACUCCACUUAAAGAAGGUGAAGUGCAAUUCCAGAUUACCUUUGAUUGGGAAGAGGAAAUUGGAGUUCCAGGGGCAUUUACUGUAAGAAAUGAUCACCAUGAUGAAUUCUACCUCAAGACUCUCACACUUGAACAUGUCCCUGGUCAUGGCUCCAUCCACUUUGAUUGCAACUCGUGGGUUUACCCUGCCAAAUUUUACAAAAAAGAUCGUGUCUUCUUCUCUAACAUGACAUACCUUCCCUAUAAGACUCCAAUGCCAUUGCGAAAGUACAGAGAAGAAGAACUAGAGAUUUUAAGAGGAGAUGGAAAAGGAGAGCUCCAGGAAGCUGACAGGGUCUAUGACUAUGCUUAUUACAAUGACCUUGGAGAUCAGAAACAUGCUCGUCCAGUUCUAGGAGGGUCUACUGAUCACCCUUAUCCUCGCAGAGUGAGAACAGGCAGGGGACCAGUGGAUUCAGAUCCUUGCAAUGAGAGCAGGCUACCUCUUCCUGAGAGCUUAAGCAUUUAUGUGCCAAGGGAUGAACGAUUUAGUCCCUCCAAGAACAAAGACUUCCUUGUUAAUUCAUUGAAAUCUAUACGUCAAUUGAUUGGACCUGAGCUAAAAUCUCUAUUUGAUAGAGAGUUUGACUCCUACAAAGAUGUGUUAACUAUCUAUGAAGAAGGAAUUAAGCUACCUGACGGUCCUUUGCACAUCAGCAAAGGAAAAAACAUUACCCUGGAAAUACUUAAUGUGAUAUUUGGAAGCGAUAGGAAAUUUCCUAUGCCUCAAGUGAUUCAAGUGAAUGAGUUAGCUUGGAGUUCUGAUGAGGAAUUUGCUAGAGAACUGCUUGCUGGUGUAAAUCCUGUUAGCAUUCGUUGUCUUGAGGAAUUCCCUCCAAAAAGCAAGCUAAACUAUAAACAAUUUGGCGAUCAGAACAGUUCAAUAACAAAAGAACAUAUAGAGAAUAAAUUACAUGGAAUGAGUUUAGAUGAGGCAAUAGAGAAGAACAAGUUAUUCAUAUUGGAUUACCAUGAUGUGCUGAUGCCAUACCUGAGGCUGAUAAAUGAGGAAACUUCCACAAAGAUUUAUGCAUCAAGAACACUCCUUUUCUUGAAAGAAGAUGGAACCCUGAAGCCACUUGCAAUUGAAUUAAGUUUGCCUCAUCCUGAGGGAGAUCAAUUUGGAGCAGUAAGCAAUGUAUACACACCUGCUGAACAUGGAAUUGAAGGCUCCAUCUGGAAACUGGCUAAAGCUUAUGUGGCUGUAAAUGACUCAGGAUGUCAUCAGCUGAUUAGUCACUGGUUGAACACGCAUGCAGUGAUUGAACCAUUUGUGAUUGCAACAAAUAGGCAGCUAAGUGUUCUGCAUCCUGUUUACAAGCUUUUGCAUCCUCAUUUCCGCGACACGCUGUACAUAAAUGCACUAGCUAGGCAGGUACUCAUUAAUGCUGAAGGAGUACUGGAGGCUACUGUUUUUCCUGGAAAAUAUUCCAUGGAGAUGUCUUCUGCAAUUUACAAAGAUUGGAUUUUCACCGAUCAAGCACUGCCUGAGGAUCUCAAGAAGAGAGGAAUGGCAAUUGAGGAUGAGAAUUCACCCAAUGGUCUUCGCCUGAUGAUAGAAGACUACCCAUUUGCUGUUGAUGGGCUUGAGAUAUGGUCAGCAAUCAAGAAAUUGGUUAAACAAUACUGUUCCUUCUAUUACAAGACAAAUGACAUGGUUAGACAGGACUCUGAACUGCAAUCCUGGUGGAAGGAAAUCCAAGAGAAGGGUCAUGGUGACAAGAAAGGUGAACUAUGGUGGCCCAGGAUGCAAACUUUUGAUGAGCUAAUUGAAACAUGCACUAUCAUCAUAUGGAUAGCUUCUGCCCUUCAUGCAGCCAUCAAUUUUGGACAAUAUCCUUAUGGAGGUUACCUCCCCAACCGCCCAACCAUAAGUCGCAGGUUGAUGCCUGAAAAAGGUUCUGCUGAGUACAGGGAGCUUGAGACCAAUUUUGAAGAGGCUUUCUUCAAAACCAUCACUGCCAAGCCACAGGCACUUCUUGGUAUUUCCCUUGUAGAAAUCUUGUCAAUGCAUUCACCAGAUGAGGAAUAUCUUGGGCAGCGAGCCCCUGGAUGGACUUCAGAUACAGAACCAUUGCAAGCAUUUAAGAAAUUUCAGGAGACACUGGAAGGAAUUGGGAAAAGAAUCUCGGACAGGAACAUAGAUACAAAAUUGAAGAACCGUAUUGGACCUGUCAAUAUGCCAUACACUCUCCUCUUUCCAACAAGCGAAGAAGGACUUACAGGAAAGGGCAUCCCCAACAGUAUUUCUAUUUAAAGCUACUCUGCAAGGCUUCUUGUUUUUACUGUUGCUUUAGUUUACCAUUAGAUGUUCUUCACAAUGUGGAUUAAUAAUGAAAUGAAUAAUUGUUUAGCCACCUAAUCAAUUGGUCAUCCUUAUUUUGAUUGA
Hevea brasiliensis (rubber tree) is the source of this 2870-nucleotide messenger RNA. Its product is annotated as probable linoleate 9S-lipoxygenase 5. Gene Ontology annotation, molecular function: oxidoreductase activity, acting on single donors with incorporation of molecular oxygen, incorporation of two atoms of oxygen; protein binding; metal ion binding. NCBI's taxonomy places the organism in Eukaryota, Viridiplantae, Streptophyta, Magnoliopsida, Malpighiales, Euphorbiaceae. The record is from RefSeq and is a predicted model, not a curated record. The coding region runs from base 174 to 2738 and encodes 854 amino acids. The transcript is spliced from 9 exons. Gene Ontology annotation, biological process: lipid oxidation.